AUGAGACAGUUGCUCUUCAAGAAGCUUGGACAACCGCUACAGCGUGACAUGGUCAUGCUCAAGGGCAUUGGCAAUGUCUCCGCAGGAAGCUCACUAGGUGUGAGCACAAUUGAGCUUCGUUCGCUGUGUACGACCGCAUCAAUGCAUGUCAGCAUGCAUAUUCUACCAACACUGACGGUAGAUCUUCCAUCGUUCGUGAUCGCUGAUCCGAAAUGGCCGCAUCUUGAGAAUCUCAAGCUCGCUGACCCGCAGUAUCUACAGCCACGUCCUGUAGAUAUUAUUCUAGGUGCAUCACCAGCCGCACAGAUCAUGAACGCAGAGAUUCAACGAGGACCUCGCAAUGCUCCUAUUGCACAAUCCACCACGCUUGGUUGGAUUGUCUAUGGAGCUGUCACCGCUAAACACGCUUCAACAUCACACGCAGCACUACAUGCGUCAGUAGAUACUGAAUUACAAGACGCUAUCGCUAAGUUUUGGGAACAGGAAGAAGUUCCAUCAGGAAAUUCACCGCUCAACACCGCUGAAGAAGACGAAUGUGAAAUUCACUUUCGUCAAACGCAUUAUCGACAGCCUGAUGGACGCUACGUAGUGAGAUUACCGCUUAAGGCCCUUGAGAGUCAACUUGGCGACUCUAUCAACGCAGCUAUGGGGUCACUCCGCAGAUUAAUAACUCGCUUGUCGCGAGAAAGAGAAUAUUCUAACAUGUAUCGUGCAUUUAUGGCAGAAUACAUUCAACUAGGACACAUGGUACGAGUACCAGUCAACGAAUUGCCCGCAAAUGCUUACUUCUUGCCUCACCAUGGGGUAUUGAAGCUUGAUAGUGCCACUACGAAGCUCCGCACAGUGUUCAAUGGUUCCUGUGCAACAUCUACAGGAAUUUCAUUGAACGACAUUCUCCACGCAGGACCCAAAACGCAAAUUGACAUUUUUGAUGUGAUGUUGAGAAUCCGUUGCAGCAGGAUUCUAUUCGCUACUGACAUCACCAAGAUGUUCAGACAGAUUGAGGUCGACUCGCUUGAUUGGCCGCUUCAGUGCAUUCUCUGGAUAGAUGAGAAUGACUUAAUAGACGCUUACUGUCUCAAGACAGUCACAUACGGAACCGCUAGUGCACCUUUUGACACAGAACGUGUGCUUAUCCAACUAGUAAAGGAUGAAGGACACCGCUUUCCGCUAGCUGUUGCUCUAAUGUUGAAAACACGCUACGUAGAUGACAUCUACGGUGGAGCAGACAACGAAGAAGACGCUAUCAAGGCUGCAGUACAAACAAAAGCUCUGUGUGCAGCAGGCUGCUUCCCGCUUGCCAAAUGGGCUAGCAAUAGCCCACGGUUACUGGCUGAAGUCGCUCCAGAAAAGCAGCUGGAUACACCGCUUAAAGAAAUCAGUGAUGCACCAGUAAAAGUCCUAGGCAUGUACUGGAAUUCACGCACUGACGCUCUCCAGUUCAAGUACACGCUACCGCCAGAGACGCCCAAGACAAAAAGAGCUAUUUUGUCUGAAAUCGCUAAGCUGUAUGAUCCGCUAGGACUUCUCGCACCAAUAGUCGUCAAAGCCAAAAUCUUUAUGCAAAAUCUGUGGCUAGAUAGAGUGUCAUGGGAUGAACAAUUGUCACCAUCACUCAUUCACAAAUGGACUGGAUACCGCGAGGAUCUUCGAAACAUCGAAUCCAUCCGCAUUCCACGCUGGAAUAAUAUAGCACCUGGAGCAACUAUGGAAUUGCACGGGUUCUCAGACGCUUCGCAAAACGCUAUGGCUGCCGCUGUUUAUUUGAGAGUCACUGACGCUGAUGGGAACACAAAGGUCUCACUUCUGUGUUCAAAAACGCAAGUAGCACCGCUGAAGACCAUGACAAUCCCACGCUUGGAAUUAUCUGCCGCAUGGUUGCUAACACAACUGAUACUUCAUGUUAAAGAAGUUCAGUCGCUUGAAAAUGUCAGGAUCAAUCUCUGGACUGACUCCGCCGUGACUCUCGCAUGGAUUAAAAGUCCAGCAAUCCGCUGGAAGACAUUCGUCCGCAAUAGAGUGGGAAAAAUCCAAGAAACGCUUCGAGAUGUCUCCUGGAAAUUUAUUCCAGGAAAACAAAACCCCGCUGACUGCGCUUCAAGAGGUAUACCUACGUUAAAACUGAAACAACACGCUCUCUGGUGGCAUGGACCAACUUGGAUUCAUGAACCAGAAUCCUCUUGGCCCACUCUGGAGCCUCCAACCGACAACGCAACGCAUCGAGAAGAACGCCAAGGUCUGACACUACUAUUUCCACUGCUACGGAAGCUUAGCAUCUGGCAUCGUGCCAUCGACUGCUUUAAAAGAGUUCCACAAUCUUCGCUGGCCUACCCGCUUACUCCAUCAGACCUGGAGCGCGCUAAAUUGACCUUGAUUAAGUUCACUCAAGGACAAUACUUCGCUAGAGAGAUUCACACGCUACAAGAUGGUGAUGGUCUGCCUAAAAAUAACAGCAUCACUAAGCUGACUCCGUUCAUCGACCAUCAGGGGGUCCUGAGAGUCGGUGGCCGCUUGAAAAACGCAUUGCUGGACCCAGAAGAGAGGCAUCCAGCGAUUCUACCGCGACAAUCACCGCUUACAUCAAUUUUGAUUGAUGAUUCGCACUGCAAAACGCUUCACGGAGGUACUCAGCUUACGCUCGCUGACUUACGCAAGAGUGUCUGGAUCAUUGGAGGCCGUGUUCCAGUCAGAUCAUUUAUUUUACGCUGCGUUAUCUGCACGAGAUACCGUGGAGAACGCGCUCAACAGUUGAUGGGUCAACUACCCGCCGCACGAGUACAGCCAACUCGAGCCUUCUUGCAUACAGGACUCGACUACGCUGGACCUAUCACGCUGAAAACGUUUCAAGGACGUGGAGCAAAAACAUACAAAGGCUGGAUUGCAGUCUUUGUAUGCAUGUUCAGUUCAGCUGUACAUUUAGAGCUAGUAACUGACUACACCGCUGCCGCUUUCAUCGCCGCUUAUCGCCGCUUCACUAGUCGCCGAGGUAUCUGCCACACGCUAUAUUCAGACUGUGGAACCAAUUUUGUAGGAGCAGAUAAAGAGCUGAAACGACUAUUCGCUGCAGGAUCCCGCACAUAA
Messenger RNA from Cotesia glomerata, 3081 nucleotides. RefSeq lists its product as uncharacterized. The transcript has 2 exons. Bases 1 to 3081 code for a protein of 1026 amino acids. NCBI's taxonomy places the organism in Eukaryota, Metazoa, Arthropoda, Insecta, Hymenoptera, Braconidae. Gene Ontology annotation, molecular function: nucleic acid binding. The record is from RefSeq and is a predicted model, not a curated record.